This is a messenger RNA of Hypoxylon trugodes, 993 nucleotides long. RefSeq lists its product as uncharacterized. The record is from RefSeq and is a predicted model, not a curated record. Lineage: Eukaryota; Fungi; Ascomycota; Sordariomycetes; Xylariales; Hypoxylaceae. The coding region runs from base 1 to 993 and encodes 330 amino acids. The transcript is spliced from 2 exons.
AUGGCAGCAGUAUAUCCAGCAAUGACUAGUGAUGGCGUGGUUACCUCCUUUAUUCCUCUGACGGCUUUAUUCACACCAUCGGCUAGAUGUAGCGAUUAUUUUCGACUUAAUGGACCAAGCCUUGUGGCAUUCGAUCCUGGAUAUGGGUUAGAUAUCGAUACUGCCGUACGUUGCGUACCUUCGGCUGUAACGACGUGGUGGGAACAAGGUCGGUUGGGGGCUAACGACGAAGGUCAUACUGCUAUCAGCCUGGGGCCGUUAGUAUGUCCUUACGAAUGGCGGACAGUGGCCACCUCGGUCGAGAAUGAAUCCAAAACACUUGCUAUGUGUUGUCCCUCAGGAUACUAUCUGGGGAACGGUAUCCCGGGCUCUGUCGUUGGAGACUGUAUGUCAGAUGUAUCGGAGGGUAUGCUGUUGACUUAUGCGUCAACAUCAACAGCCAACUCGGAUGUUUGGCACACAGAGACAACAAGCCUCACGGAAAGCUCUACAGUGGGUGCCAUUGCUAUUGUAGGCUGGAAUAUUCAAUCAUCAACGCCGACGCCAACACCAACACCCACGUCCACGGCUAUUUCCACGGCUAUGUUGAGCCCUGCUGUAAUCCUCUCUAGCCCUACGUUUACUUCCAAUUUCAUUCCUACAUCUCCUUCCCAAGGAAGCACCUCAUCACCGAGCCCCUCAUUAUCCUCGAAGAAUUCUUCUCAGAUCAGUCCGGGGGUAGCCACUGGUAUUGGAGUAGGAGUUGGAUUGGGUGUCAUUGGGAUGGCCGCACUGUUGGUUACACUCUACCUGAUGCGAAGGCGGAAAAAGAACCGUGCGGAAGCGACACAAAUUGACGAUCAAGGCCAUGGCACAACGCUUACACAACAGAUCGCAACCCCCGCUAAGCACGAGUUACACGACCCACAAUCUGGGCGCCAUGAGCUGCAAGGGAUGGUUUAUCAUCUCGGCCAAUACCAAGGGUCUCUGCCUAUAGCGGAACUUCACGAGUGA